GGAAAACCGGGUUUUGGCUUUUAAAAUUUUGGCCGGUAGGGACUUUGCUUUUCCCCUUCCUACCUUCUUUUUGCUUUCAAGGCUAAACAGCGCAACGUGUCAUAUCAAACUAAAUGCGCAUGCUUUUUAAUGCUAAGGUGCAUCCGGUGUCGCAGUACUCUCUCUCUCGCUGUGUGCUGGGACGCUUGGUUAGUCAAAAGAAGGAAUGCUUUUAAUGGUGGACUGGCCCAACCAUUCAAUAUUUAUUCAUCAUUCAAGGCUCAGUUACUUCCUUCAUAAGUAAAUAUAAUAACAUUAAUGGGUUUGUGCUAAAAUGCGCUUGUUUUUUGCUUAGGAUGCUUCUUGGGUCUCGAGCUCUCGACUCGCUGUGCUUUCUCUCUCUGGGUCUUUGAUGUUCUCGGUCCAGUUAAUCCCUUUUUAAAGCAUUCUUAUUCUUUGUUGUUUGAAGAAGAUUCUGUGUUUUGUCUUGGCGUUUUCAAAAACCAAAUCUCUUGUUCGAGAGACUACUGCAGUAGUCGUUGUAGUUGCUAGUUUCUACUGUGCUUGCAGGGAAAGCAUUGCUCUCUUGCUUUGCUCGAUUCUCUCUCUGUCUGACAGUUUCUAUUUCAGAACUCUUGUUUUCGUCUCUCUCUCUCUUUAUUAUUAUUGUUAUUAUUAUUUUACCAUUAAAAAAUCCUUUCUUGAACUUCUAUCUAAUCGAAUCUAUUACGUUCCUUUCAUUUGUUCUUCGUUUCUCUAUUUUAUUUUUUUUUAGUAAAAAAAUAUUAGCAUUGUUAUUUAUUUAUUUAUUUUUUUUUUUUUGAGGGGGUGGGGGGAUAUAGAGAUUCUGGAACUGGGCAUUCUUGUUUCCUUUGAUGCUUCCCUGGGGUCUUCCGAGUCAUUGGAAGUCGGGUGAUAGUGGCAUAUUCAUGAUUCAUGAUUCAUGAUUCGAAGGUAUAGUGGGGGUUUGAUCUCUUGACCUGAAGAUCAUUUGUAUUAAUGGCCACGAUUAUAGCUGAGUAGACUAGCAAAAUCAGGUACCCAUUUAGAAAUUUUGUUUAUGGAUAAAAAAAAAAUAGAGAAAAUUUUUGGUAAAAGUUGCGUCCUCUGAAUCACCAGGAAUGUAUGCAGUGACCUUUUGGAUUUGGAGGGUUUACCUUAUUUGAUUGGUAAUCAUAAUAUUCCUGAGGAGUGAGUGGUCUUUCUUUGUGCUGUUACUGUCCGUUUGAAUUGCUGUUUGUCACCUCUAUUUUCCUUUUAAGAAUGUGAGCUUGCAUUCACUGUUAUCCCACUCGCCGAUACAUUUAAACAGAAUGGGUUGUGUUGCAUCGAGGAUUGAUAAGGAAGAGAGGGUGCAGGUUUUCAAGGAGAGAAAAAAGCUAAUGAAACAGUUGGUGGUGCUUAGAGGAGAAUUUGCAGAUUCCCAAUUUGCUUAUCUUAGAGCAUUGAAGAAUACUGGAGUAACCCUCCGGCAAUUUACUGAGUCGGAAUCAUUGGAGCUCGAAAGUACCCAUCAUUAUUUGGCAUUGCCACCCUCGCCCCCACCUCCACCUCCUCCUCUGCCACCACCACCACCACCACCUCCUUUUAGUCCUGAUUUAAGGAAGUCGGAUAAUAAUCAGAGAGUGGUUGGCAAAGAAGAAAGCACUGAGAUUUCUGUGGGUGAUACCUCAGCAGAUUUUAUACUCAACUCUGCUUGGGACUUUUUAAAGUCUUCUUCACCACAAAAUUGGGAAAGACAUGAAACGGGGGAAACAGUUGAUGAGGAAAACUGGGCAGAGACUAAGACUGAUUUUGAAGAAGAACAGGAAGGGGAAGAUUCUAUAGAUAUUGUUUCUAAGCCACUCCCUGGGAAAUCACAACCUCCAGGAUUGGCUGAUGAUAAUUCAUCUACAAUGAGCAGGUAUACAAAAGACACUGCAGAAUUGGCCAUGGUAUCAUUGAGAAGCAAAAAGUCCUUGGAGGGUAUAGCCAAGGAGUUAGAUGAUUAUUUCCUGAAAGCAUCGGGUGGUGUGAAGGAAAUUGCUGUUCUCAUGGACAUCACUGGAAGGGAUAAGUUUCUGACCCAGAGCUCACAAGAUAGUAAAAGGUACAAUUCUGCUAAAGUUGUUAGUGCUUUAUCACGGAGUCGGUCUGAUAGGUUGACAAGAGAUGCUGUUGAGCCAAGUGGUGCAAGUGAACCAUGCAGGCCUGGAGCUCAUAGCAUCACACUUGGAAAAUUAUGUGCUGAGGAAAAGAAUCUAUACAAGUACAUCAAGAAGGAAGAGUUUGCCAAAUUACAGUAUGAGAGAAAAUCCUUGUUACUGCAAAAGCAGGAGGCAGAAAACCAAGAUUGGACCAAGACUGAGAAAACACGAUUGAAUGUUGAGCAUUUGGAGGGUGAAAUAUCACGUUUGCAACAAUUAAUAAGUAAGACUUGUUCUUCUAUAUUGAAUCUCAUAGAUGAUGAGCUGUAUCCUCAGUUGGUCGCACUGACUUUCGGACUGUUGCACUUGUGGAGAACAAUGAACGACUGUCACCAGGCUCAAUUCCAUAUUUCACAGCAGUUAGAUCAUCUAACUGACAAUCAAAGAAUGGACCUGAGUACUGAUUACCGCCGGCAAGCUGCAGCCCAGCUUGAAACUGAGGUCAAUUGCUGGUUCAAUAGCUUCUGCAAAUUUGUAAAAUCUCAACAGGAUUAUGUAAGAGCCCUUUGUAGGUGGAUCCGACUCACUGGUAGACUUGUGGAUGAGCAGCGACAGAGUCUUUACUCAUCUGCUGUACAUAGCUUUUCUGACCAAUGGCAGCUUGCCCUUGAUAAAUUACCAGAUAAGGUAGCCUCAGAGGCCAUUAAGAGCCUCUGGUCAGCCAUCCACUUGAUACGUCUACAACAGGAAGAGGAGCGCAACCUACAGAGAAAAUAUGGUAAAAUUGAGAAAAAGCUACAAAAGGAGCAACAGUCGCUGUCUGAGAUGAAGGGGAAACUUGAGGGUAGCUUUGCUGUCGAAGAUGUGGCCUCUGGUUUGAGCCCUAAGCAUCCAUUGUCACUUAAACAUGCCAAAAUUGAAGCCUUGACGAAGCAAGUGGAAAUGGAGAAGUCCAAAUAUCUCAAUUCUGUGCAGGUUAGCAACACCAUGACUUUAAAUAACCUGAAAACGAGCCUCCCUAAUUUAUUCCUAGAAUUAACGGGAUUCUGUAGGGACUAUAUUGCGGCCAUUGAGGGUAGUUUCAACCACAUUAAGCCUGCAGAUCCUUGUGAUGGUGCAUAGAAAAUCCCAAACAAUUUUACAUUUUAUUUUUCCCAAAAAUGGAGAUGGAGUUGAGUUGGUUCCAGGUUAUCAGGUCUUUUAAGUCCAGGUUAUUUACUGUGGUGGAAGUGGGGAUUUGACUAUGGGUAUUGGAAAUUUGUAUAUUUUAGCAAAUAUUCCUGAUCCUUGUGGAAAUAUUAGUUUUCUAAAUUCUGCGCUUCAGGAUUGUGUUCUAUCUAAUAGAAUUUUUAAAAUAUUGUCCAUAGCAUUAUAAAAGUGUCCUAAAAAUAUAUUUUCAAGUUUCA
This is a messenger RNA of Ziziphus jujuba (common jujube), 3511 nucleotides long. Its product is annotated as protein ALTERED PHOSPHATE STARVATION RESPONSE 1. The transcript is spliced from 5 exons. NCBI's taxonomy places the organism in Eukaryota, Viridiplantae, Streptophyta, Magnoliopsida, Rosales, Rhamnaceae. Bases 1293 to 3227 code for a protein of 644 amino acids. The record is from RefSeq and is a predicted model, not a curated record.